AUGCUGAAGCAGAGCUUGGAGGAUGAGGGCGCCUAUAACGUCAAGGAGAAAAAGGAGGAGGAGGCCUUCCUGGCCGACACCGGGGAGACCAAGGCCACUGCCACCGGCGAGCUCGCCAAGACCGUCGCACUUCUCGAGGAGACGACCGCCGCGCUCGAGAGCACCCAGGCCGAGUGCAUGAAAACCGCCUCGGACCACGACGCCUCCAAGACGGGCCGCGCCGAGGAGCUCAAGGUCCUUGCCGAGGCCAAGAAGAUCCUCUUGGAUACAACGUCGGGCGCCGUGUCGCAGACGUACAAUUUCCUGCAGGCGCUACUGCUUGAGAAGAAUGGCGCGGAAGGGGGGAGUGGUGCCCGUCCGAGGCGCUCGCCUGGCGAGCACAAGGCCGCCCGCGACUACAGGGCCGUGGUCGAGCUGUCCGAGGAGCUCAGUCGCGCCAAGCCGGAGCUGGACGCCACUGUGGAGGCGCUGGACGGGCCUCUGGGCGGCGCGAGGGUGGAGGGGCGCGUGCGCGCCAGCCUCCCAGCGCUGACGGCAUUUUGCCCGCGGGGCGCCCUCCUGGGCGGCGGGCGAGGCUGCGCAGGCACGGGGCUCUUCGCUGCGUUGCGCCAGGGACCGGCACCCCCGUAG
Prorocentrum cordatum is the source of this 630-nucleotide messenger RNA. Lineage: Eukaryota; Dinophyceae; Prorocentrales; Prorocentraceae. The record is from the annotation of a GenBank genome assembly.